ACCAUCUCAUUCAUUUCAUAAUAACAAUCCCCCCUUUUGCUCUGGGGGAUUUCCUAUCAUUGUCAUUUUUUGUCAUUUUUCUGCAUUUCCCACCUUCGAAUUUGUGCCUUUUGUAGCUCAAUUUCAGCAUUCCAGAUUCCUGAAAACCUCGGACUCAGUCGGGCCCCCUAUCAGAUUCAAGAUUCCUGCAAAAAGGAAUGGAAUCUUGAAAGAUAGUGGUGUGUGAAAUUUGGUGCAUUGGCUGCUCAUCUGCUGCAAAGAUUGUGAGCAGAAUGGGCACCCCUAUACGAAGGACCGCGAAUUCUAGUGGGUGGCAUUUGAGAAGAACAAAUGAAACAAUGAGGCUGAUUAUCACAACUUUUGUGGGGAUUGUAUUUGGCUUCUUUUUAGGUGUAUCCUUUCCUACACUUUCAUUAACAAAGGUUAACUUAUCAUCAAACAUAUUUCCUUCUGUUGAUCUCACCUACAUUGAGGACAAGUACUCGGGUCUCUCGACUCAGGCACUUUUGAAUGUAUGGUCGGCUCUUAAAGGAAGGAGAGUCAUCUCGCGCAAAUAUAACGACACUAAGAUCUGGGUUCCAACCAAUCCUCGAGGUGCAGAGAGACUACCACCUGGUAUUCUCGUAGCCGACUCUGACUUUUACACUCGCAGAUUAUGGGGUGUUCCUAGCGAGGACCUAAUUGUUAAACCAAGAUAUCUCAUGGCCUUUACUGUUGGUUAUGACCAGAAAAACAACAUCGAUGCUGCUGUAAAGAAGUUGACAGAGAAUUUCCAAGUUCUGUUGUUUCACUAUGAUGGCCGGACAAGCGAAUGGGAUGAAUUUGAGUGGUCGAAACGGGCUAUACAUGUGAGCGCAAUGAAGCAAACCAAAUGGUGGUAUGCGAAGAGAUUCUUGCACCCCGACAUUGUGGCUCCAUACGACUAUAUCUUCAUCUGGGAUGAAGAUCUAGGAGUUGAGAACUUCAACCCAGAGGAAUAUAUAAAGCUAGUGAGGAAGCACAAGCUCGAUAUUUCACAGCCCGGUUUAUCCCCCGAUAGUGGUAUGACGUGGGAGAUGACAAGAAUGCGUGAGGAUACCGAAGUCCAUAAGGACACAGAGGAAAGGCCUGGCUGGUGCACAGAUCCUCAUCUACCACCCUGUGCAGCAUUUGUGGAGAUCAUGGCCCCCGUUUUCUCUCGGGAUGCCUGGCGUUGUGUAUGGCAUAUGAUCCAGAAUGACUUGGUCCAUGGAUGGGGUCUUGAUUUUGCUCUUAGAAAAUGUGUAGAGCCUGCUCAUGAGAAAAUAGGAGUUGUGGAUGCUCAAUGGAUAGUGCAUCAAACAGUUCCUUCACUAGGGAAUCAGGGUCAAGCGGAUCAAGGCAAGGCGCCGUGGGAAGGGGUGAGGGAGAGGUGUAGGAACGAAUGGACUAUGUUUCAAGAUCGGCUGAAUGCAGCUGAGAAAGCGUAUUUUCAGGCCAUGGGCAUCGAUCCUCCUAACUCCACAGCUAGUCGUUAGGCAUACUAGUUUCGAUGGUUUUUCUGUAUGUAUGAAUCAACCGUGCUUCUUCGUCUUCUAGUGCUUACAUGUACACUAAUUGAAUGGGAACUGUAACCUUUUUUGCUUAAGUUCAUACAGCUGAGUUUGUACA
Salvia hispanica is the source of this 1629-nucleotide messenger RNA. RefSeq lists its product as uncharacterized. The record is from RefSeq and is a predicted model, not a curated record. Lineage: Eukaryota; Viridiplantae; Streptophyta; Magnoliopsida; Lamiales; Lamiaceae.